UUCAGGGGCCAGGGCUGCGCGCCCUCGCUGGCAGCAGCAAACCCCUCAGCAUCUCUUUAUUUCCUGGCGUUUACCUGCGGGUUUGCAGCCCGGACAGAGAGAAAUCCAGGGGCAGCCCCCGCUGUGGGCCCGGAGCCCCAGCUCUGCUUGUGGUCUGGGGCCAGCAGUGGGCAAACGUCCCUUGGCGCUCCCUCGGGGCAAGCAGCUGCUCCUGGCGCGCUUCUGUCUGCGGCUGGCUCAGGAGUUCGGCCCCGUAACGGCCCCGAGCCGUUCGCCUCGUGCCGUGUCCCCUGGGCCCGGGGGUGCUGCUGGCACCCGGGGGGCUCGGGGCGAGCGCUCGCUGUCCCGUGUCUCCGCAGCAACAUCAUCGACGUGUCGGCGGCGGACUCCCAGGGGAUGGAGCAGCACGAGUACAUGGACAGGGCCAGGCAGUACAGCACGCGCCUGGCCAUGCUGAGCAACAACCUGACGCACUGGAAGAAGCUCCCGCUGCUGCCCUCGCUGACCAACCAGCCCCACCAAGUGCUCGCCAGCGACCCCGUCCCCUUCGCAGACCUGCAGCAGGUGUCCCGGAUAGCCGCCUACGCCUUCAGCGCGCUCUCACAGAUCCGCGUCGAUGCGAAAGAAGAACUGGUUGUACAGUUUGGCAUCCCCUGAGCCCGCCCCGCGACAGCACGGCUUCACCGCUUUGGGGUUUUGGUUUGGUUUUUUCGGUUUUGUUUUUUUGUUUUGUUUUGUUCCCCCCCCUUUUUUUGUCUUUAUUUCCCUCCCCGCGGCACCUCGCCUCGACAGAACUUGUACAGACGCCCGGUUUCCUACUGAUCGCCGCCGCUGCCCCCAAGGCUUUGUCCCCGCUGGGCGCGAGUGCGUGGGGGGCGGCGGGGGGGGGGCUGCGUCUCGCCACAGCCCCGUUGCACUGGGGGGGGCCCACGGCGGGGGUCCUGGUGCUGCUCAGCACCGCGGCCCCGGCCGUUCCCCCCCCGGGGUGGGGGGAGGGUGGGCUGCAGCCGGGCUCCUGCGGGACCCGGUGGCUGCUGGCACCCUUCCCUCGUUUUUACAUGUUUGGGGGCUUUGUUUUUUUUUUUAAUUAUUAUUCUUUUGCCACCGUAGAUAAACACGUUCAUCCAGG
Messenger RNA from Cygnus olor (mute swan), 1129 nucleotides. It is a transcript of the gene LAMTOR1, whose product is annotated as late endosomal/lysosomal adaptor, MAPK and MTOR activator 1. Gene Ontology annotation, molecular function: molecular adaptor activity; guanyl-nucleotide exchange factor activity. The transcript is spliced from 3 exons. Gene Ontology annotation, cellular component: Ragulator complex; late endosome membrane; lysosome. The record is from RefSeq and is a predicted model, not a curated record. The annotation marks the transcript as partial. NCBI's taxonomy places the organism in Eukaryota, Metazoa, Chordata, Aves, Anseriformes, Anatidae. Gene Ontology annotation, biological process: endosomal transport; regulation of receptor recycling; cellular response to amino acid stimulus.